Molecule: messenger RNA, 4168 nt
Organism: Siniperca chuatsi (mandarin fish)
Lineage: Eukaryota; Metazoa; Chordata; Actinopteri; Centrarchiformes; Sinipercidae
Gene: gnsb
Product: glucosamine (N-acetyl)-6-sulfatase (Sanfilippo disease IIID), b
Exons: 14
Coding region: 16-1800 (594 amino acids)
Biological process (GO): glycosaminoglycan metabolic process
Molecular function (GO): N-acetylglucosamine-6-sulfatase activity; glycosaminoglycan binding
Source: RefSeq, a predicted model, not a curated record
GAGAGAGAGGACGACAUGCAGCAAAGGACUCAGCCUCAGUACACAGUCUUCGCUCCUCCCACUCCGUCCGACCACGUGACCACCGACGCUCGUCUCCACUUCCUCAAAGCUCGCGGAGAGUCUGUCCGGCCCGCAGACACCCAUUCAAUCACCUCCUCCACCCCCGCUGCAGGAAACGAAACCGAGCUCCGCUUCAGCAGCAGCGGCGGUGUUUGUGCCUUGCAGGUGGCUCGGUGCUGUGGAGGACUAAUGGCAGCCCCGAGGAGCCGAGCAGGAGCGACGGGAACCCGGCAGAGGGGACACCCAGCAGCCCUCGCACUCCUCACGCUGCUCACCUGCUGCGUCAGGUGUGCGGAACCGAGUGCCAAACCGAGCAACGUCAUCCUCAUCCUCGCCGACGACCAGGACGUACAGCUGGGGGGGAUGACCCCGAUGAAGAAAACUAAAGCCUUAAUAGGAGAUGCAGGAGCAACAUUUGUGAAUGCCUUUACAGUCACGCCGCUGUGCUGCCCCAGCAGGAGCAGCAUUUUGACGGGUCAGUACCCCCACAACCACGGGGUGAGGAACAACUCCUUGUCUGGGAACUGCUCCAGCCCUCUGUGGCAGAAAGGCCCAGAGUCCGAGGCCUUCCCCAUCUACCUCAGCAAACAGAAGUACCAGACGUUCUUCGCCGGGAAAUAUCUUAACCAGUACGGUAAGAAAGACGGAGGAGAAGUUGGCUUUGUUCCACCUGGCUGGGACCAGUGGCACGCGCUGGUGGGGAACUCGCAAUACUACAACUACACACUUUCAGUCAACGGCAAAGAAGAAAAGCACGGAGACAGUUAUGAAAAGGACUACCUCACCGACCUCAUAACGAACCGGUCCCUUCACUUCCUGGAUGACAGGAGCCCUCAGCAUCCGUUCUUCCUGAUGCUCUCUCCUCCAGCCCCCCACUCCCCCUGGACGGCAGCACCGCAGUACCAGAAACAGUUCAGCGACGUUAAAGCCCCUCGAGACGGGAGCUUUGACAAACCAGGGAAGGACAAACACUGGCUGCUGCGUCAGCCUAUCAACCCCAUGCCAAAUAGCUCACUCACAUUUCUGGAUAAUGCGUACAGGAAAAGGUGGCAGACGCUGUUAUCUGUGGACGACAUGGUGGAGAUGCUGGUCAAGAAACUUGAGAGUAUAAAGGAACUGGACAACACCUACAUCUUCUACACCUCCGACAACGGCUACCACACAGGUCAGUUCUCUCUGCCCAUUGAUAAAAGGCAGCUGUAUGAAUUUGACAUCAGGGUCCCGCUCAUGGUCCGGGGUCCUGGCAUCAAACCAAACCAGAAGCUGCAGGCUCCAGUGUUAAACAUUGAUCUGGCUCCCACCAUCCUGGACAUAUCUGGGGUCAACCUGUCUUCUGUGAAUGUGGACGGGCAGUCUUUCCUGUCUCAGAUGGCUCCAUCAUUGCGUAAUGGCACUGCACGUCCCUUUUUCCUUGUUGAAUACACCGGGGAAGGACACCCAACAACAGAUCCUGCUUGUCCCAAACUAGGCCCUGGACUGUCUCAAUGUUUCCCAGACUGCGUGUGUGAAGACGCCUACAACAACACCUACGCCUGCGUCAGGACCCUCAGCGAACAAAACCUACAAUACUGCGAGUUUGCAGACGACGAGUCGUUUGUCGAAGUGUAUAACAUGACGUCGGACCCCCAUCAGCUGGAGAACAUCGUGAAGAAGGUGGACCCAGCCAUCCUGCAGGCGAUGAACCAGCGACUCAUAAAGCUCCAGUCCUGUGAGGGCGACAGCUGCCGUAACUUAAAGUAAAGAGGAGGCAACAAGCUUCAGGAAGCUGGCAAACACGAGUAUUUUAUACUCUGUGGAAGGUGGGGUUGGUUUACCGGACAGUUAGGCAACUUUUACCACAAGUAUGAUAGUUGGAGUGGCCUUUUUUUCAUAACAAUGUUUCCUACUGUGAAAUUUUGACAUGUCUCAGAGGGAAAAGCACAAGUGUAAAUAAAAAAUAAAAAUAAAAAAAUGAAUGAUGGCUGAAUUCUAUUUAGCUGCUUCAGUUUCAGCGUCCUGGUAUUGUGCAUGCUGGCUCACUGUCACUCUGUCAUGGUUGACUGGGACACUUGAAUAGAACAGAGCCAUCGUUAAAGGAAAAGUUCGACAUUUUGGGAAAUUCGCUUUCUUGCUGGGAGUUAGAUGAGAAGAUUGAUACCGCUCCCAUGUCUGUAUGCUAAACAUGAAGGUGCAACCAGGAGACAGUUAGCUUAACGUAGCAUGAAGACAAAAAUCAAAGUGUAAAAUACGCUUAUUCACUGUCUUACUGGGAGUUAGAUGAGAAGAUUGAUACCGCUCUCGUCUGUUGAAUAUGAAGCUACAGCCAGCAGCUGGUUAGGUUAGCUUAGCUUAGCACAAAGACUGAAAACGGGGGGAAACAGCUAGCCUGGCUCUGUGCAACAGUAACAAAGCGUGACUACCAGCACCUCCUAAAGCUCAGUAAUGAACAUGUGACAUCUUGUUUUUUUUUUUUUUUAUCCGUACAAAAAAACCAAAGUGGAAAAGCGACUCUUCGCCGUUUUUACGGGGGUUACGUGCCCGGGCUAUUUCUUGACCGUGACCGGUAACUUCCUGGAGUUUCUGCUGGUUGCUGGGCAACGGGUCCCGACCAAGAAAUAGUCUAGCACGUAACUCCCGUAACACGGCACUGUGUUGUUUUCACACGUUUUUGUACAAACCCACCACCAGAAAGCGAAUAAACUUAUUUCCCAAAAUGUCGUACUUUUCCUUUAAUGCUAUGUUUAAUGUCACCUGUGCCUUUCCUACUAUGACAAGUCAAAAUGUCUACUGUGAAAAAUAGCUAUUUUUUUCUGAGCUGUGCUCAUAUAUAUAUCUCCUACUUUCAAGAGUUUAUUAUAUUUUCUUUUAAGAUAAACUCCUUGCCCAGUUUCUUAUUGUGCAGAUUGGACUUACUGUACCAUUCUGUAACGUGUGUUUGCAUAUAAACUGUGCUAUAAACUUUUGUUCUUUACAGUGUUCAGGGUUUAAAAUGCCAUCUGAACAUUUUACCAAUCACAGAAACACAAAAUGUUGCUAGUAUUUGUCAGAUGUGUAGAUUGAUAGUUUUGUUCUUAAACAAUGAUGCACAGGUAGCUGUCAUUAAUCCAGUCAUCUCUAAAGGAAUAGUUCAACAUUUUGGGGAAAUACGCUUCUUUGCUUUUUUUUGCUGAGCAUCAGAUAAGAAGACUGAUACCACUGUCAUGUCUGUCCGUUCCAUAUAAAGCUAUCACCUGCAGCCUGUUAGCUUAGCACAAAGAAAUAGUGGGAAAGGGGGGGAAACAGCUAGCGUGGCGCUCUUCAAAGGUAACAAAAUCCACCUACCAGCAUCUCUCAACCUCAGUAAUCAACACAUUAAGUCUUGUUUGUUUAAUUCAUACAAAAACUGAAGUGUAAAAACGAUCAUUUGCAAUUUUAAUGAGGCUCACAGUAUGUGCGGGACUGUUUCCUGGGCGGGGCGCUGUUGCUCGGCAAGAAAUAGUCCAGCACUGUUACCUUUUUAGACAGCGCCAGGCUAGAUGUUUCGUUAUGCUAAGCUAAAGCUAAGCUAAGCGACUGCUGGCUCAUACUACAUAUUUACUGUACAGAUGUGAGAGUGGUAUCAGUCUUCUCAUCUAACUCUCAGCGAGAUUUCCCAAAAUGUCAAACUGUUUCUUUAAGGUGAACCUAUAUAGUAUACAGCUCUGUUCUCUUAAGUAGUUUUAUCUCUGCAGCACUUCGAAUGAAACAAGUUAAGACAAAAAGUCCUUCUCGAAUGGACUCCAUUUGUUUGUUUGUCCGAUUAUUGCUCCAAUUUUGUGCCUCAGAUUUAAAGAAUGGACACAGCUUUUUAUAAUUUUAAUCCUGAUGUUUGGUUAUUACAAUAUUUUACACAGAGUAUUAAUGAUAACAUUUGUUAAAAGCCUUUUUUUAAAAGUGGAAGACGGGAAAAAGUCCUGUGAUACUUUUGAGAUGUGUUGACGUUUUGUAAUUGGGAGGACUCCAUAAAGGGAAACGUCACACGGUAACGUUUGAAAUGAACGCUUUAAUCCUGUGUGCCUUGUAUUUGCACUGACAAGGCUCAUGUGCCUUAAAUGUGAAUGUAAUUGUACUGUAAUGAAAUCAAUUAAAAAUAAAUCAAAAGAAGAAUUUC